Molecule: messenger RNA, 1158 nt
Organism: Notodromas monacha
Lineage: Eukaryota; Metazoa; Arthropoda; Ostracoda; Podocopida; Cyprididae
Source: the annotation of a GenBank genome assembly
UUUCUUUGUAGGCAUUGUGUUUUAAUUUCGAUGACGGAUACAAUGGAUUCCCGGCGAUUUGCUUCAGAUUUAGUGAUAGAUACGCGGGAAAUCUCGCAGUCUCUCGCUCCGCCGAUGUGCGAAUUGGUUCCAUGUCGGAUGACCAGGACUCAGAAAUCAAUCCUAGUUUUGCUGGCUUUACUGAAAUUCGUCGCCAUGGGACUGUUUUCCGUAAUUGCGCCGUACUAUCAUUUGGAGGCCCAUCAGAGGCAACUAUCUGACGUGAUUGUCGGAGCUGUUUUCACUGCUUAUGCCGGAGCAAAUUUUCUCACUUCGCCGAUAUUUGGGAGAAUUAUUGCCGAAACAGGCCCUCAGAUCGUCCUGCUGCUUGGAUCUUCCCUACUUGGAAUUUCGGCCGUGUCAUUUUCAUUUUUGACUUCAGUAUCGGACCCGUCAACAUUUUGCGCGCUGAGUAUUUUUGUGAGGACGUUGCAGGGCAUUGGUUGUGGAGCAGCUGGUACUGCAAUUUUCACGUACGUUGCCGAAGUUUUUCCUCGACGAACAGGAAUUAUCAUGGGUGUGAUGGAGGUUAUGACAGCGAUAGGGUUGAACGCUGGUCCAGCAGUUGGAGGCUAUUUACACUCUGUUGGGGGAUUCAAACUCCCAUCACUGGUUCUCGGUUUUAUGUGCCUGGCAACAGUGCCACUGAAUGCAUUUCUUCUACCCCGUUCCAUAAACGCGGAAAAUUGUGUUCCGAAAACUCCGCGAACACCCGGAGGAAGACGAGUUAGCAAGUGGACGCUCUUGAUUAAUGUGCAAUUCAUUGUCGCCGCUCUUUCCACGACUGCGGUAUCUUGUGCGUCUGCAUUCCUCUCUCCUUUGUUGGCACCGCAGUUGAGCAAGCUUGGGAUGAAUACGUCGCAGAUCGGGAUGAUGUUCCUUUUUUCUCCGAUUGCCUACGGCCUGGUUGGUCCAAUUGCCGGGUGGAUUUCUGACGAAAAUCCGAAAUGGAGGCGUCUGCAAACAUCUGCGGGUCUCGGCUUGUUGUGCAUUGCCCUGCUGUUGCUCGGUCCUUCGCCAAUAAUUGAACGCAUCUUGCGCGGCGGCGCCGUCGUCGUGCCACUCGGUGGUUUGUUCUGGCCCAAUGCGGGCCGACCGAAAAUUCCCCUCCCGCGAUGA